This is a messenger RNA of Tribolium madens (black flour beetle), 2427 nucleotides long. Its product is annotated as probable cytochrome P450 28a5. The transcript has 5 exons. NCBI's taxonomy places the organism in Eukaryota, Metazoa, Arthropoda, Insecta, Coleoptera, Tenebrionidae. Bases 550 to 2034 code for a protein of 494 amino acids. Gene Ontology annotation, molecular function: monooxygenase activity; iron ion binding; heme binding. The record is from RefSeq and is a predicted model, not a curated record.
CGGUGUAACAGGAAGUGCUGCCAUCUUAAAAAUAUUUUUACUGAGCAGAACCUAACCGAUGGUUAUAAACAAAAUUUUAGAUAAACAUUAUUGUUAGAGCUCCCAACACUUCUAAUUUUCUACAAAAAUAAUAUGCAACACAAAAUACAUUUUCUUGCGGUUGUGAAAUGCAUUUUAUUUCUGUAUAUUCAGUGUUUCAUCGGAUAUUCGAAAAAUUUUACAUAAAAAAUCGAAUUCUUAAAAAAAGUAACAAAAAUUGAGAGCUAAUUUAUUAUUGUCAAUUCACAAUUUUUAUUUCGUUUCCUGUUGGCUUUUUAUUAUUGUUAUUUAUUAGAACAAUUCUCGUUUAAAGUUGCGUAAUUUCUAAAACAUCCUGUAUAUAGAUAGCGAAAAAUAGUUUAAGCAUAGAUAUCCUAAUUGAACCCCGAGUAAAGACAUAAUGUGUCAUGUCAUAAUUUAUCCAAUAGUAUUUAUUUACAACCGAAUUAAAUUGACCUUCCUCUCUAUGUAAUACAUAUUGCUAGAUAGAGUCGCAGAAUUAAACCCGCAAUGAUACCUAUAGUAUUGUUCAUCCUCGUUUGCACAAUUUGCUAUUUUUUGGUAAAAAAAAACCAUGAAUAUUGGGAAAAACGUGGCGUAGUUGGCCCCAAACCGUCAUUCCUUGUGGGAAAUGUCGGAAAAUCUUUCAUCUUGCAAGCAUCUCCGGGCGAAAUCUACACGGAAAUCUACAGAAAGUACAAAAAUGCGAGCGUUGUCGGCUUAUUCAGAUCAGAAACUCCGAUCCUUUUAGUCCGUGACCCUGAAUUACUCAAAGAAAUUACAAUAAAAUCCUUCCAACAUUUCCGAGACAAUGAUAUCGAUGUUGACAAAAAACACGACCCACUUUUUGGACGAAAUCCUUUUGCGUUGAGAGGGGACGAAUGGAAAACUGUGAGGGGGCAACUAACUCCCGGAUUCACAAGCGGAAAAAUGAAAUGGUUGUAUUCCUAUUUGGAAACCAAUGCUAAAAAAAUGGUAGAGUUUCUCCAGAGAGUACCAGAGACGAGCUAUGAAGCCAAAGAAUUGAGCCUUCGAUUUACUUUGAACAACGUGGGAGACGCUGUAUUUGGCAUCGAAGGGAAAUGUUUUGAGGAGGAAAAUAGCGAAUUUCGAAAACUAUCAAAAGAGUUUUUGUCGCCUGGAAGUUACGGAGUGAUUAUGAUCUUUUUAGCAACACUGUUUCCCCCCAUCACCAAAAUAUUUCCCUUGAGAUUUGUUACAAAAUCGGUCGAAAAAAAGCUCACCAAUUUAGUAUCCGAUGCUUUGAAAUAUCGAAAAGACAACAACAUCGUCCGCAACGAUUUUAUGCACAUUUUAAGUCAAUUGAAGCAAACUUGCGAGGGUUUUACCGAUCUUGACGUCACAGCCCACGCGGCUGGAUUUUUUGGUGAUGGUUCUGAGACCAGUGCAAUGGUACUGAGUUUUGUUUUGUACCAACUAAGUGUCAAUCCAGACCCUCAAUCAAAACUGAGAGACGAAGUAACAAAAGCGUUUGAGAAAAAUAACAAUAAUUUGCCCUACGAAGUAGUGCAAGAUUUGGCAUAUCUAGAGGCUGUUAUACAAGAAACUCUUCGAAUCCAACCUCCAAUUCACUCGUUGCAGAAGUUGUGCACAAAAAACUUCACUUGGACACUAAAAGAAACCAACAAGCCUCUUGUUAUUGAAAAGGGGACUCCCAUUAUCAUACCCAUGCUAGCACUUCAACGUGAUGAGGAACAUUUUGAGGAUCCAGAAAGUUUUCAUCCUGAAAGGUUUCUCGGCAAAAACCGGGAAAAUAUUAAAAAGUGCACCUAUAUGCCCUUUGGAGAAGGACCAAGGGCCUGUUUAGGACAACGAUUUGGGUUGUUGCAAAUUAAAGUGGGAUUGGCUUAUAUCAUCAAGAAUUUUGAAUUAACUCUUAAUAAAAAAACUAAGUUACCGCUUAAGUAUGAUCCCACCAAUGUGUUAAUUACACCAAUCGGGGGUCUUUGGCUUGACUUUAAGAAGAUUGAGUGAGAAUUUAAUACCUUGUAACCCCACAAAAAAAUUAUACAAAAAAAGAAAACAAAAUACAUUUCUUGCGAUCAAAGUAUUUUCAUUUUUUUAUGUUUCUCUAGCGGACUGGUUUUCUAUAAUACCGAAAUGUAACGGUCUUUUAUAACCAGCAGUAAAAAAUUAAUCACCAAUUUAGAAAACCAAACAGAGUUGUUGAUCAAAAUUUCAAAGCUACAAAUUAGGUACUGCAAACAACCAAAUAUUCCAUUUUCUCAUAAUGAUAAUUCAUAAUUUACUUCCACAAUUUUUGAAAUGCAAUUUCAAGUUAAAAAACACCAGUAUUUUCCAGAAUCAUAAAUUGUAAUUCCUCUUUUUCUCAUUGACCAGAUUAUUUUUUAUUUAGUUAUUAUCAUG